AUGGCGUCAAGAGAAGACCACGGCGCCUCUCAUAAACAUCGAGACCGCAAUGGCGACGCUUCCCGACGCGACCAGGACGAGAGCCGAGAACGGACAAGACGCCGCGACCGGCGCUCGCGGAGCCCCGAUCAUUCCUCCAGAAGACCUCGCAGCCGUGAGAGAGACCGAGAAGCGAGACGAUACCGUGACCGAAGUCGUGAUCGUGACCGUGACCGUGACCGUGACCGUGACCGCGACCGCGACCGCGACCGCAGACACAGACGCUCGCCCGAAGAACCAGAUAGCCGGCGCCGCCGACGCCGAGACCCGUCCGACGAUGAAGAUCCGAAGCGUGGCAGCCGCGCGCUGGCUCGGCAUCGCAAUAGCCCCCCCUUGAAGAGGUCCGGGCCGCUACCGUCCCAGCAAGAGUCCUUUGCGGUCACCACCACUCAAGGCGGCGGCGGCGGCGGCGGCGGUGAAGACCCCGAAAAGCCAAAGGAGAAGCCCAACAUCGGAACCACAGGCCGGUUGGCUGCCCUGUCCAACUCGGUCGCCCAGGCGGACGGCUCGACCAUUGUGCUCAAAUACCACGAGCCGGCCGAGGCGCGGAAACCACCGCCCCGUGACCAAUGGAAGCUCUUUGUGUUCAAGGGCAAGGACAUUGUCGACACGGUCGAACUGAGCGCGCGGAGCUGCUGGCUGGUGGGGAGGGAACUGGCCGUUGUCGACCUCGCCGCGGAGCACCCGAGCAUCAGCAAGCAGCACGCCGUCAUCCAGUUCCGCUACACCGAGAAGAGGAACGAGUUUGGCGACAAGAUUGGCAGGGUGAAGCCGUACCUCAUCGACCUGGAGAGCGCCAACGGCACCAUGCUCAACGAUGAAAAGGUGCCCGACAGCAGGUAUCUCGAGCUUAGAGACAAGGACAUCAUCAAGUUUGGGCACAGCACACGGGAAUAUGUCGUCAUGCUUGCUCCUCAGGAUUAG
This is a messenger RNA of Trichoderma reesei QM6a, 963 nucleotides long. RefSeq lists its product as uncharacterized. Gene Ontology annotation, molecular function: mRNA binding; protein binding. Gene Ontology annotation, cellular component: nucleus. The record is from RefSeq and is a predicted model, not a curated record. Gene Ontology annotation, biological process: maintenance of RNA location; mRNA splicing, via spliceosome. The coding region runs from base 1 to 963 and encodes 320 amino acids. NCBI's taxonomy places the organism in Eukaryota, Fungi, Ascomycota, Sordariomycetes, Hypocreales, Hypocreaceae. The transcript has 2 exons.